Molecule: messenger RNA, 2370 nt
Organism: Yamadazyma jaroonii
Lineage: Eukaryota; Fungi; Ascomycota; Pichiomycetes; Serinales; Debaryomycetaceae
Source: the annotation of a GenBank genome assembly
AUGUCUUUAAACAUUCUUGUCAUUGGAAAUGGUGGUAGAGAGCAUGCCAUCGUUUGGAAGUUGGCUCAAUCUUCUCAAGUUUCCAAAAUCUUUGUUGCUCCAGGAAAUGGUGGUACUUCAGUUAGUGAUAAAGUAACUAAUGUUCCAGAGUUAUCUGCAUCACCAAAGGAUUUCCAAAAAUUACAACAAUUUGCCCUUGAUAACAAUGUUGGUUUAGUUGUACCUGGUCCUGAACAACCUUUAGUUGAUGGUAUCUCAACUUUCUUCACCAAAGUGGGUAUUCCAGUUUUUGGUCCAUCUGCCAAGGCUGCUACUAUGGAAGGUUCAAAAGCUUUUUCAAAGAUCUUUAUGGAUAAACAUAAUAUCCCAACUGCUAGAUUCAAGAACUUUACUAGUGUUGAAGAAGCCAAAAAACAUAUAGAAGAAAUCGAUUAUAAAAUUGUUUUAAAAGCUGAUGGUAUCGCUGCUGGUAAAGGUGUGUUGAUCCCAGAAACCAAGGAAGAAGCUUUAGAAGGAUUAAAUGAAAUCAUGGUUGCUAAGAAUUUCGGUAGUGCUGGUGAUGAAAUCGUUAUUGAAGAAUUCUUAGAAGGUGACGAAUUAUCCAUCUUAACUAUUACUGAUGGAUACCUGUUUUUCAAUUUACCUGCUGCUCAAGAUCAUAAAAGAAUCGGUGAUGGUGAUAAAGGUUUAAACACUGGUGGUAUGGGUGCUUAUGCUCCAGCUCCAAUUGCUACUGAUUCUAUCUUGAAAAAAAUCGAUGAACAAGUCAUUAAACCAACCAUUGAUGGUAUGAGAAAAGAUGGAUACCCAAUGUGUGGUAUUUUAUUCACCGGUAUCAUGUUGACUCCUAACAAAGAACCAAAGGUUUUAGAAUAUAAUGUUAGAUUCGGUGACCCUGAAACUCAAACUGUUUUACCUUUAUUAACCGAAGAUACUGAUUUAGCUCAAGUUAUGUUAGCUUGUGCCGAACACAGAUUAGAUUCAGUUAAAAUUGAAACCAAAGCCGGUAUGUCUUCCACUACUGUAGUUAUGUCAGCUGGUGGAUAUCCUGAAAGUUAUGAAAAGGGAGAUGAAAUUAAAAUUUCAGAAACCCCAGAAAACACUUUCAUUUUCCAUGCUGGUACUGCUGAAAAAGAUGGUAAGAUUGUUACUGCUGGUGGUAGAGUCAUUGCUUCUACUGCAAUUGCACCAUCAUUAAAAGAAUCUGUUGAUAAAGCUUAUGUUGGUGUAGAACAUGUGGAAUUUAAAGGUAAAUAUAAUAGAAAAGAUAUCGCUCACAGAGCUUUCAGAGAUUCAAUCAAGAAAGGUGUCACAUAUGCUGAAGCUGGUGUCUCUGUUGAUAACGGUAACUUAUUAGUUGAAAAAAUCAAAGCCAAAGUCAAAUCAACUGCUAGACCAGGUACUGAUUCAGAUAUUGGUGGAUUUGGUGGAUUAUUUGAUUUAUCAAAAGCUGGUUAUUCAAAUUCUGAUACUUUAUUAGUAGGUGCUACUGAUGGGGUCGGUACUAAAUUAAGAAUUGCUCAAAUCAUGGAUAUUCAUGAUACUGUUGGUAUUGAUUUAGUUGCCAUGAAUGUAAAUGAUUUAGUCGUUCAAGGUGCUGAACCAUUAAUGUUCUUAGAUUAUUUCGCUACUGCCAAAUUAGACAUUAACGUUGCCAAAGACUUUGUCAGUGGAGUUGCUGAUGGAUGUAUUCAAGCUGGUUGUGCUUUAGUCGGUGGUGAAACCAGUGAAAUGCCAGGUAUGUAUGCUCCAGGUCAUUAUGAUACUAAUGGUACUGCAUUUGGUGCCGUUCACAAAAAUAAGGUUUUACCUAAAGUAGAAAACAUGAAAUCAGGUAAUGUCUUGAUUGGUUUAAAAUCUGAUGGUGUUCAUUCCAAUGGGUUCAGUUUAGUUAGACAUUUAAUCGAAAGUUCAAAAGAUUUUGAUUACACUUCACCUGCUCCUUGGACUAAUGGUAAAUCUAUUGGUGAAGAGCUUUUAGUUCCAACCAAAAUCUACGUCAAACAAUUAUUACCAUCCAUUCACAAAGAUUUAAUCUUAGGUUUAGCUCAUAUAACCGGUGGUGGAUUAGUUGAAAACAUUCCAAGAGCUUUACCAAAGAAUUUACAAGCUAAAGUGGAUAUCUCUACUUGGGAAGUACCAGAAAUUUUCAAAUGGUUUGGUAAAUUAGGUGACAUUCCUCAUAAAGAUAUCUUAAAGACCUUCAAUUUAGGUAUUGGUAUGGUAUUAAUUGUUGAAGAGGCUAACGUUGAAGCUGUUGUCAAAUCACUAAAAGAAAACGGAGAAGACUCGGUUAUAAUCGGUAAGUUGAUCGAUAGACCUGAAGGACAAGAUGGAUGUGUCGUUGAUAAUAUUGAAAGUGUUUAUUAG